CCGAUGAGACAUCCCUAUAACAACACAACAAACACCGCACCGGGCAUCACGCACUUGAUUUUGUUUUGUAUUCGCUAGUUUUUGGGUUUUUGGUGAAAUUUUCGCUCCAACAAUCAAACCCUACCACCGGAAAUAAUAAUGGGUGUUACAAUUCUACAGCCGUACCCCGUCGAGAACAAGUCCGGCGCGCAGACCAUCGAAUUCCUAGUGAAACGCGUCCUGGCCCUCGGAGCCGUCCAGGUCGGCCACUUUUUGGUAGACUGUGAAACGUACACUUCCAUUCCGCAGAUCGGUGCGACGAAAACCGUUCAUAUUCUGCACAACUCCGAGCAGCCCGCUUCGGUGUUUUCUAUCCUGGACACCGGCACCAAGCAGAUUCCCCUCGUUACGGACGGGUUGUUCGAUUUGCUGAUGACGCGAAUCUCGCCGGUAUACACUUCCAAGAAGCAAACCAAGAUAGAGUCUAAGGGACCACGGUUCGAGUUCGGGGAUUUCCUGAUCAAGUUAGGAAGCGUUACCAUGAGUCAAAACUUCAAGGGUGUGCUGGUGGAGGUAGAGUACCGGCCCUGCCUGGUGGCAUCUAGUUGCUGGGAAUUGAUGCGGGAGUUUCUGCAGGGUUUUCUGGGCUCGAACGUUUCGAACACGAUCCCGGCAUAUUUUGCCCAGCGCAUCAACAUCAACACUAAUCACACGAAAGCCAACGACGUUUACCAACCGAUCGACACAAUUAAUCAGUAUCUGGAACAUUUUACCAACUACCGGAAGCAGACUACGCCGGUCGUGGCGCCGAGGGUUUGAGUUCGGGACACGGAAGAUUAGUUUUAGGUGUAGGUUUAUGUUCUAUCAUGAUAAUAAUAUGCGUGUCCAGAGUA
Messenger RNA from Aedes aegypti (yellow fever mosquito), 872 nucleotides. It is a transcript of the gene MED20, whose product is annotated as mediator of RNA polymerase II transcription subunit 20. Gene Ontology annotation, biological process: regulation of transcription by RNA polymerase II. The transcript has a single exon. Gene Ontology annotation, cellular component: mediator complex. The record is from RefSeq and is a predicted model, not a curated record. Bases 139 to 798 code for a protein of 219 amino acids. Gene Ontology annotation, molecular function: transcription coactivator activity. Lineage: Eukaryota; Metazoa; Arthropoda; Insecta; Diptera; Culicidae.